This is a messenger RNA of Topomyia yanbarensis, 1121 nucleotides long. Its product is annotated as pancreatic triacylglycerol lipase-like. NCBI's taxonomy places the organism in Eukaryota, Metazoa, Arthropoda, Insecta, Diptera, Culicidae. Bases 23 to 1045 code for a protein of 340 amino acids. The transcript has 2 exons. Gene Ontology annotation, molecular function: lipase activity. The record is from RefSeq and is a predicted model, not a curated record. Gene Ontology annotation, biological process: lipid metabolic process.
GUUUUUUCGAUAGCUUGAUAAGAUGGUAAAGUCAAUUGCUGUCGUGCUGCUCGGAUUACUGGCAUUUGCUACUGCUGCUCCACUUGACCAACCGGUGGAUAACAAAUGGAGCCUGCUUCCAGAUGCCAAUGGCCGGCUACACUUAGCGAGUCUUAAUCCUUACAACAUUCCCGAGGCACAAGAACCAGAGAAUCGAUUCACGGCAUCAACGGACACAAUUUUUCGUCUGUAUACAAAAUUGAAUCCAACAACACCGCAGAUCAUCGCGCUGAACAUCGUCGAGUCGCUGACCAGUUCAAAUUUUAACCCUGCCCAUCCAACCCGGUUUAUUAUCCAUGGAUGGAACAACGAUGGGUUCUCCGAGGUCAACACGAUUCUCACGAAUGCCUGGAUGACCCGAGGUGAGUUCAACGUAAUAACCGUGGACUGGGGAAUCGGUGCCAAUACCAUCAACUAUCCACUCGCUCGCACACGAGUCGCUUCCGUCGGCUCGGUGGUUUCGUCGUUUAUCAACUUCAUCCAAGCGAACACUGGCAUCUCGUUCAACAGCAUCAGUAUAGCGGGUCACAGUUUGGGGGCUCACGCCGCCGGCAAUGCUGGAUUCUUUCAACUCGGCCGCUUGAAUACAAUUUUCGGAUUGGAUCCCGCUUUCCCGUUGUUUUCGUACGCCAGUUCGGACCGAAUCAGAUCGACCGAUGCGGUCUAUGUGGAGACAAUCCACACGAAUGCGGGAUUAUUGGGCUUCGAUCUACCGCUGGGACAAACGGCAUUCUAUCCAAAUGGCGGUCGUAUCCAACCUGGAUGCGGGGUUGAUAUCUCCGGUGCUUGUGCACAUAGUCGGGCGUACGAGUUCCUGGCGGAGUCAAUCGUGUCAGGAGGUUUCAGUGCGGUCCCGUGCCAGUCGUAUGAGGAGAUUCUGGAAAACAGUUGCACUGCCAGUGGUCCCAGUCUGGCGAUGGGUGGUGAACCAUCUAAUUUUGCCCUUCGACCGCAAGGAAUUUUUUCACUGACAACGCUUUCGUCCAGGCCGUUUUCGAGGGGUUAGCCGAUGGAUCUGAUCAAGAGGAGUAAAGAAGAUUUACUGUGAUAGUUAAGUCAAAUAAAAGAAGAAAAAUGGAGAA